AUGGCCAUGAAAACUCAUUUGACAUGGUUGCAAGAAAAGUGCCUGCAGAAUUAUUUUGGAGGAAAACGGUUUUGUCUUCUUUAUAAGGCGACAGAGCAGAACUUUUCCCAUCGUGAUUUGUUCUGGAAAGGUUGGGGUCAUGGUCCUACCAUGACAGUGUUUUACAGGAGAGACUGCGUUGUGGGUGCCUACCUGCCAGAGGGCUUCCAGAACAAAAUUGUUCCUGUCACUCUUUUUACACUCCGAGAGACUGAAGUUUCAGCAUGUGCAAUAGGAACACAUAGGCCAGCUUUUUUAUUCUAUGAUAGAGAGAAUAUUGAUCCUGAUAUCUAUGUAGUGUUAUAUGAGAAAAAUAUGACUAUAAGUUCGGAGGUAUGUGAAAAGCUCGGACUGCCUCUUCGAUAUUCUACCAUGUCUAUUCAGGAGUGUGACUUUCGAUGUGAAGAGUUAUUGGAUGAGAGAAAGACAAGAGACAUUGCUGUGAUUCAGAGAAAUUUAUUGACUGCCCUGAGCACCUAUAAGCCGUAUGGAGACCUGGUUCCCCAGACAUGAAUUCUGCUGCUGGGUCCUAUAGGAGCUGGGAAGUCCAGCUUCGUCAACUCAGUCAAGUCUGUUUUCAGCGGCAGCAUCACACACCAGGCCUUGGUGGGCUGUGACAAAAAUGGCAUAUCUGACAAGUAUAGGACAUAUUCCAUCACAUACAGGGAUGGUGAUGGCCCCUUGCCGUUUGUCCUGUGUGACUCACUGGGGCUGAGUCAGAAAGCUGGCUUGCACACAGAUGACACAGCUUACAUCUUAAGUGGCCACACUCCUGACAGGUACCAGUUCAAUUCCACAAAACCGAUCACAUCAAACCAUCCAAACUAUAUCCACAACCCACUGCUGAAGGACAGAAUCCAUUGUAUGGUGUUUGUGUUUGAUAUCAAUUCUGUGGAACAGCUCUCCCAUGGGUUGGUGGCAAAAACAAAAAGGAUUCGAAGGGAACUGAUAAAAUGUGGCAUCCUGCUUGGGGCUUUGCUUACCCACAUGGAUAGCCUGGAUCUGAUUACAAGAGAAGAUCUGAUAGACAUAUACAACUGUGAGCCUGUGAAACUCAAGCUAGAAGCAGUCCAUAGAGACUUUGGUUUUGCCCUUUCUGACAUCUUGGUGAUUAGUAAUUAUGUCUCAGAGUGGCAUCUGGACCCUGUGAAGAACAUGGUAAUCCUCUCGGCACUGAGAGAGAUCCUGCAUACUGCAAAUGACUUCUUAGAGGACUUGCCUUUGAACAAACAGGCGCAGCUCACCGUGUGCAGCGCCACCCCUGGGCUGAUUGUCCUGGGUGCUAUUAGGAAGCAGGCUGAGCAAGCCAUGGGGAUCAAGCCUAAGCAGCUUCUAGAGGCUCAGCUCGUUUCAGAACAGUCAAGUCUAAUUGCAUUAUAG
Molecule: messenger RNA, 1419 nt
Organism: Onychomys torridus (southern grasshopper mouse)
Lineage: Eukaryota; Metazoa; Chordata; Mammalia; Rodentia; Cricetidae
Gene: Ifi44
Product: interferon induced protein 44
Source: RefSeq, a predicted model, not a curated record